GAUUUUGCCAUCCAUACGCCGCGCAGGAGGCCACACGAAUUUGGGGAUUCAAAAGGCGGCAGAGUGCGACCCGAAUGCAGUGACGAGCGCCGGCGACUCCGCCCCCCCCUUGCAGUGCACAGAGUCUGUGUGGAGAAGCGCUGGCAUCUGAGGAACGGGAAGCCUCGUCCAGUUGCUCCAGAGGGAGCUGAGCUCGAUCAUCUGAUCUUGCCAAAACAUGCAAUCAGCGAGCCCUUUCCUCCAGGCAUGCGAGCGGUUCACUACGCUGCCCGACACGGCUCCUUGGAGAUGCUGAAGUUUCUGAAGGAAAGGAAAACUGACAUGACGUCAACCUCCGUCACGGGGGCACACCCGGGCCCCCCACUGGGCCGCUCGGGGCGGCCAUCUUUGGGGCCGCCCGGUGGCUGGUGUCCCCACGGGGGACUCGACGCCCCCUGCCGGAGCAAGGACGGCCCCACGGCCUUGGACGUGGCCUUUCUGUUUCUUGGCAACACCGCUGCCCAAAGCAACCAUUUUGCUUCUCAGUUCCCCGGUUUUGGGGUCCGGAAAGCACGGCACUGGGGCAAACCCCUGAAAUGUGGGAUUUUUGAGCGGAGGAAAAACGGGAGCGCAGCGCAAAAGCAGGAGGAGGAGGAGGACAGGGGAGAAAAGGGGAGUGGGGCCAAAAAGCGGGAAAAGGGAGUAGCAAGAUCCAUAGGUCAAGACUUGGAUAAAGCAGACAAGGCGACCCGCGGAGCAGGGGACGCAGGGGCCGCCCCCGGGAGUGCUGCUGCUCAGCCGCGAAGGGCCGCUCAGGAGCCCGGCCGGGGACGAGGAACACAGGAGUUGGACAAGAAGCUCCUGAAGGCGGCGAGCGACGGGGACCUCGAGGGAGUGAAGAUCUGGCUGGACGAAGGAGCCGACGUAGAGGCGGCUAGCUCAGCGAUGGGCGAGGAGAAAGGGCUCCGUCCGCUCCACCUGGCGGCGUGGGCGGGGCACGUGGGCGUCGUCCGUGAGCUUCUUCGCCGUGGCGCCGAUUUCAAAGCAAGGGGCCGAGACGGAUACUCCGCCAUCCACUAUGCUGCCAGAGGAGGCUUCGUCGAGGUGUUGAAGAUCCUUCACGAGAAUAAGUGCAACAUGAAAGCCAAAACAGACAAUGGGCAGACGCUCCUUCACGUGGCAGCUGACAACGGUAACCUAAAGGCCUUCGAGUGGAUAAUAGAAAAUACAAAUAUUGACCUCGACGCCAAGACCCAUGAUAAGAGCACUGCUUUGGAAUUGGCCCAGAAAGCGAGGCAGAAGAGCAUAGUCACUUACCUGCUGAAGACUCCUGCUCUAGAUGCAUUCCAAAAAAAAGAUUUGAGGAAAGUCAGAGAACUGAUUGCCGGAGGCUUCGACGCGAACGCUGUGUUUCAGGACAAGAAAACAAAGGCGAGUCUGUCUUCUGUAUGCUUAUAAUGUAAUAUCUAUAUG
Messenger RNA from Penaeus monodon (black tiger shrimp), 1452 nucleotides. RefSeq names its product ankyrin repeat domain-containing protein 65-like. The annotation marks the transcript as partial. The transcript is spliced from 9 exons. Gene Ontology annotation, molecular function: protein binding. The record is from RefSeq and is a predicted model, not a curated record. NCBI's taxonomy places the organism in Eukaryota, Metazoa, Arthropoda, Malacostraca, Decapoda, Penaeidae.